This is a messenger RNA of Hordeum vulgare subsp. vulgare (domesticated barley), 1484 nucleotides long. RefSeq names its product galactose mutarotase-like. Gene Ontology annotation, molecular function: aldose 1-epimerase activity; carbohydrate binding. The record is from RefSeq and is a predicted model, not a curated record. The transcript has 5 exons. Gene Ontology annotation, biological process: beta-D-galactose catabolic process via UDP-galactose, Leloir pathway; glucose metabolic process. Bases 261 to 1352 code for a protein of 363 amino acids. Lineage: Eukaryota; Viridiplantae; Streptophyta; Magnoliopsida; Poales; Poaceae.
AUGGCUGCACGGCACAGGAUAUAUAUGCACCGGAGAAGAGGCUAGCGUGCGGCUAAUUUGCGCGUCACGAGGAUCAACACUCAGAACAAGGUGAACACUCGGUGUUGGUGGCGGUCACGCAUACCAAGGAUGGAUGUGCCCACUUUAUAUCUUCUUGCCUUCACGUCCUUAUAUUACGAUCAAGCAGUAUUGGCCCCGUCUUCCAGCUCUUCUUGCUGAGGUGAACACACACACUCUCUCAAGGAUAGAUACACCUUGCGAUGAGAAUGGCGAGAGCCCUGCUCGUCGUUGUCCUCGCCGCGUGCUUUGUGGCGCUCGGCCUGCCCGGCGGCGCGGCGGCGGAGAGGAAGAUCGUCGGCAUCUACGAGCUCAAGAAGGGAGAUUUCUCGAUCAAGGUUACCAACUGGGGUGCCACUCUCAUGUCCGUAAUCCUCCCCGACUCGAGAGGAAACUUGGGGGAUGUGAUCCUGGGCUACGACACGGUUGCUGAAUAUGUGAAUGGCACCGCCUACUUCGGAGGGCUGAUCGGCCGUGUCGCCAACAGGAUCGCCAACGCCCGGUUCACGCUGGACGGGAAAUCCUACCGCUUGUUUCCCAACGAUGGCAACAACACGCUACACGGUGGUCACCGGGGAUUCGACAAGGUCGUGUGGACGGUGAAGGAGCACGUCGCCGGUGGCCGCUCCCCGUUCAUCACCCUGUAUUACCAUAGCUUCGACGGAGAGCAAGGGUUUCCAGGCGACGUGGACGUGCACGUGACGUACCAGAUCACGGGCCGGCACGCGCUGAGCGUGCGCAUGAACGCGACGGCCCGGAGCAAGGCCACGCCGGUGAACCUCGCGCACCACGCCUACUGGAACCUCGGCGGCGACGGCAGCGGCAGCGUCCUCGGCCAGAAGAUCCGCCUCUUCGCCUCUCGGUACACGCCCGUGGACGCCGCGCUCAUCCCGACGGGCCGCCUGGCGCCCGUGGCCGGCACGCCGUACGACUUCCGCAGGCCGGCGGCCGUGGGCGCGCGCAUCGGCGGCCUCCUGAGCCGUGGCGUCGCCGGGUACGACAUCAACUACGUCGUCGACGGCGGCAGGGGCCUGCGGCGGGUGGCGGCCGUCCGGGACGGCGCGUCCGGCAGGGCGAUGGAGCUGUGGGCGGACCAGCCCGGGGUGCAGUUCUACACGGCCAACGGGCUGAGCGGGGUGAGGGGGAAAGGCGGCAAGGUAUACGGCCGCUACGGCGCGCUGUGCCUGGAGACGCAGGGGUUCCCGAACGCCGUCAAUGAACCGAGCUUCCCGUCGCAGAUCGUCCGGCCGGGGAAGGUGUACAGGCAUCACAUGCUCUUCAGGUUCUCCUUCUAGUAGUCCAAGCUCGGUCGUUUGUCAGGCAACACAACCGUCGUCUCUUGUGUUUCUGUACUGUCAGGAUUUGAUCGGUUCAGCUUCACCCUUCCAAGGGAAGAAUAAAAAGCAUGCUGCAUGUUCAAGCUGAUA